Messenger RNA from Rhizoctonia solani, 258 nucleotides. RefSeq lists its product as uncharacterized. Lineage: Eukaryota; Fungi; Basidiomycota; Agaricomycetes; Cantharellales; Ceratobasidiaceae. The transcript is spliced from 3 exons. The record is from RefSeq and is a predicted model, not a curated record. Bases 1 to 258 code for a protein of 85 amino acids.
AUGCCUUCUGCCACUAUGAACGAAGCCGAUGCAAAGUUUCCUACAGCCUCGGACAACGGCAUUCCUCCUUCUCCUACCAGAGAGAAUCCUGCAGGGGUGUACCCCAAAUCUGACCCCAACCCCGAGCAGAAACUAGGACCUAGUGGGCCAGCCUUUGACGCACAACAACAUCAGGCACAUCUACGAGAGCAUAUGGACGCAGAGACGCGCGCGGGAGAUGCUCUCACUACUCGGGAAGGAGGACUAUAUUCAGACUAA